CUGGAGUUGCCCGGCUGCGCAAUCUCGCGGAUGCACGUUAAAUAGCAUAUAACAGUGAGCGCGAUGGCGGAAUCGCCAAGAAACCAAGCAAGACAGCCGUCAGAGGCCGGGGCUCCGCCAGCAGACCCCAUUUUUGAGACCAUACAGAUAUUAGAACCCGAAAAGCCAAGAGGCUUUCGUCAUCAGGUUAGCAGCAAAGUAAAGACCUCGCAUUGGUCCAGUCUCUUCUCGUGCAUUGCGCCCCAAGCGCCUAGCUCUUCAGCAGACGACGCGAAGGACGCCGAGGAGCAGCAGGAUGAGCAGGAGCAAGCAUCUCCAAGUGCAAAAUGGACAUGGGGGACAAAAAAGGUCCGCGCCGAAGACAUGCCCUGCAUCCUGUUCGUGGGGCUCGACGGCGCCGGCAAAACCACCAUCAUCAAUACCCUGCUCGAGGAGGCCCGCCGGCUGAAGGUCGAGGAGCAACGCGCCAAAGAGGAGGAGCGCCGUGUCGCGCGCGACGGCCGCCCAGCGCUGCGCCAACAGAACGGCCAGCAGGACGGCGCCGGAGGCGGCGGUGGUGGCGGCACCGCCGCCGCCAGCAGCCGUGACGCGAGCAUGCGCGGUAGUCAGGCCGCGCUGAGCAAGGCGGUCACCGGCGUCACGGAGGACCGUGGGACCGCUCGGACGGGAGGCCAGACCGACGCCGGCACGGAGGACGGCAACGGCCAGGGCGCAGGGGAGGGCGAAGGCGGCAUCAGCGAAAAGGCGCGGCGCGCGCGGGACGCCAUCCAGCCGCCGCCGCCGGCGCCCAGCGAGCGCGGCAUGCUGUACGCGCUACCGCAGUCGGUGCUGCGGUACGGGUGUGUGCUCAUGGACACGCCGGGCGGCUUCUUCCAGCGGCGGCGCUACCUGGGCGGUCUGCAGCUGGCCACCGCGGUGGUGCUGUGUGUGGACGCCGCGGACGAGAGCCGCUUCCCCGUGGUGCGCGACUUCUUCGCGCAACACGUGCUGCCCGAGGUGUGCCGGCGGCACCUGCCGCUGCUGCUGCUCGCCACCAAGCGCGACGUGUGCGACUGGGGUGCGGCCGAGGACGUGGCGCUGGAUCUGGAUCUCGCCAUCCUCAUGGCGCACGUGGCGGCGCCCUGGACCGCGGCACACGUGGUGGGCGGCCAGCUGGGGCCCCUGCGCGAGCCGCUGACGUGGCUGCUGCAGCAGUCCUCCAUCGUGGACCACCUGUGGCACUCCUGGCCCAGCAGCGCCCCCGUGCUGCUGCACUACCAGCAGGCCAACGCGCGCUACGCGGUGGGCAUGGCCAGCAAGAAGGCCGUGGAGCUCUUCCACGGCGAGGACGACCAGGAGGGGGUGCUGCAGGCAGCAGCAGGCGCAGGCGGAGGCGGCCUCGGGGCAGGCCGUGAGGGCGGCGCCGGCGGCCGCUUGGGAGGCGGCGGGUUUCGUGUGGCGGCGGGACCGCUGCCGGCUCUGGCGCCGUCUGGCAGUGUGCACAUCAGCGCGGUGACCUCGCUGGCACCCCUGGGCUCCACACCACAGCCGUCGGUGGGCGUGCAGGCGCCCGCGUAGCGCAGAGGGGGAGUGUUGAAGGAGGGGGCGUUGGGAGGGGGCGCUCAACGGGGAAAGAAUAAGAGGCAGGCUUUAACAGCAGCUGAGUCAGGCAAAUAAUGCAGGUUAGCUAGCCAGCUGGUGUGUGGGCCCGGUUGAGUAGCUAGACUGCGCGAUGCAGCAGCCAUGGGUCGGGUCCAGCGUGCUCGUAUGCAGGCGGCCCAGACAGAGGUGGCGGCGCCAUGGGCGUUGCGGAUUCGUGGUGCACGCUGUGGUGGUGUGCAGCAGUAGCUAGCCAGGCAGGAGCCAGGCAGGACUGCAGGCUGUAGCAGCAAGGCAGGCAGUGCUGGGAGGACAGCAGUAGCAAGAAGGUGGUGACGGCUGGGGCCUGCAGCCACAGAUCAGGGACAGACGCAGAAGCGGUUACUGAGAUACGGGAACAUCUGCAGGAACAGUUACUACGGCAUGAUCAUGGCAUGAUGUUGGACCAGAGGCACGAGCAGGAGCACCAGUGGCGGUUGCUUAAGGCCUGACAAUUUUGUGCGUUUGGAAACAGGACUUCGAUUGAACCAGGGUGGUAAGGCGGAAAUGAUAUCUCCUUACAAAGUUACAAUACGGCUGGUGGAUGUGCUUGUUUGGAACAGUGAAGCCCUACAGUGAUGUACGGGCCUAUUUUUGUCGCGGUGGCUGUGAGAAUGCGCAGGAGGUGCGGCAGCAGACGCGACGGCGACCAUGCGUGUGAAGUGCGCUAGUGUCAGGGGUGUUCCUGAUUGUGUUGGUGGCUUGACGGCACCAUGGCGGCCAUGGUUCAUUCAAAUGCCGGGACGCCCGAUUCUGAGGUUCACUGCGUAGGCAAAGUGAAGACGAGGCAGCGUAUCAGUAUAGCCCCUAGUGGAGAAGGUCAGGGGAGCAUUGGGUGUAGGCCAGCAGCCUGUAGGUCUAGCAAGGUCACGCAGAGCAAGUCUAUGUAGGUUCGGACGACCAAGCACUUGCAGUGCUUCCGCCUUCCGGCGAUGUGAGUGGGUAGGGUUGUAUAUGUGUGCGGCGCUGUACCUGCUGUGCUUAGGAUGUCCUGCAGCCAUGCGCACGCCAUGGCGCACACGCAACGCGCGAUGACCAUGGCUCGCUAAGACAACAGGGUCAUGCCGCCUCUCUCUGCGUCUCUGCGUGUCUCUGCAUUCGUGCACGAGCCUGCACAGCUAAUGGGGGCGGCGACCAAAACGUUGCACCCCACAGCGCGGGGGGCCUGCACACCGGAGGCAUGAGUACGCGGACUGGAAUCACCGACCAACCAACCGCCAGCCACGACGGGCGCGGGUGAACUCUCCAUGGCCCUCCAAUUCUCGUAGUAUUAUGGACAGUAGCUACGGAACAGAGAACUUGCACUGUCACAGCGUGUGGGAGCCUUGGUGACCAUAUUGUGUCAAGGGUGUGGGGAUGGGCUGACGGAGCAACUGCACGCCCACGUAACCCACUAUGGAACGUGCAGGGCAUGAAAUGACCCGCAACGGCAUGGAUGUUUGCAUGUGCAACAGGAACACAAUACGAUUUAUUGGGUAAGGGCAAAAGCCCCGCAAAAAGAGAGAUAUGUGGCUGCGUGAGCAAAACUCGCGGAUCUCUUUAGUAAAAGGCGAAAGAGAUAUUCGCUACGCGUUC
Messenger RNA from Chlamydomonas reinhardtii, 3192 nucleotides. RefSeq lists its product as uncharacterized. The record is from RefSeq and is a predicted model, not a curated record. NCBI's taxonomy places the organism in Eukaryota, Viridiplantae, Chlorophyta, Chlorophyceae, Chlamydomonadales, Chlamydomonadaceae. Bases 364 to 1557 code for a protein of 397 amino acids. The transcript has 5 exons.